AUGAUUAUACAUAAUUCUAGUGAUACUACAAAUGGUAAUAUAUGGAUUUUUUGUAAUUCUUCUUUAUCUAGACCAGUAGUGGUCUCAUCUUCAAGUCAGACCAUUACUGUUAAAGUUGGAGAUGUUCUGGUAACUGGAAUUCAUGUAGCAUGUCUCACUGUGGACAAAAGAGAAUUAUGGGAAGAGCUGAUAGAUAUUAGUCAAAUGAAUUACCCGUGGAUGAUAAUUGGGGACUUCAAUGUAGUGUUGAGUUAUGAUGAAAAAUUUGGAGAUAUCAACAUAUUUGGACAUCAUCCUGGUUUCCUUGAAGUAAUUAAGGAUACAUGGAAUGAAGCAAUGUCAGAAUUAAUUGAAGCAAUUCAAUACUGUUGGAAUCACAAAUUCAUUCCUAAAGGCUUAAAUUCCAACAUUCUAUUUGUUCUUCCUAAAAUUCAGGGUGCAAGAAGAGAAGAGCAAUUUAGGCCUAUUGGCUUAGCAAAUUUCAUCUUCAAGAUAUUCACCAAAAUUAUUACUAUUAGGAAAGUAUUUGAGUCUGCAAUGAUCUCUGUACUUGUCAAUGGUGGUCCAUGUGGAUUUUUUGGUGUUGGAAAGGAUCUCAGACAAGGUGAUCCAUUGUCACCCAUCUUAUUCAUUCUUGCAGAGGAAGUUCUUAGCAGAAAUUUAACAAAAAAGGUGCAGGAGGGAAAGAUACAAGAAAUGGUUACUAGAGGUAGUUUUCAGCCUCCACACUUAAUGUUUGCUGAUGAUAUCUUCAUAUUCUGCAAUGGCCACAAAAAAUCAUUGCAUAAUUUGAUGAACUUAUUAAGCAAGUAUCAACUUUCAUCUGGACAAGUUGUGAAUAGGAAUAAAAGUAAAUGUUUUGUAGGUGGAAUUUCAAACGCAAGAAGAAAUGGGAUAACUGAAUAUCUGCAAAUGGGACUAUCAGAGUUGCUUGAUACUUACUUGGGGGUUAUCUUAAAUCCUGGUAGAGUAAAAUCAUAUCAAGUUUGGGGAAUGGUGGAAUUAAUGCAUAAGAUGUUAGUUGGAUGGAUGGGUGGCUUGGGAUUAAGGAGAUUGGAAGUGAUGAAUAAAUCUUUGUUAACGAAACUCUUGUGGAAAAUUGAAACAGAGGAGGUGGAAUGGACUCAGUUUAUGAGCGCAAAAUACAAGAACAAGAAUACUGAAUGGAUAUCAUCUUACAGACAAUCCUCAAUUUGGCCAGGAAUUAAAUGGGUCAUUUCUGAGGUGAAUGAAGGCAAUAGAUGGAUAGUUGGUGAUGGAAAAACAAUAUCUGUGUGGCAGGAUAAAUAUAUCAAGGAAUAUGCUUUAAUUAAGAGGCAUGCAGAAUAUGAGUACCAAAAAUCUGUGGUGCCACAUGGCACGACAUUAAAGGUGGAAUAA
Messenger RNA from Papaver somniferum (opium poppy), 1380 nucleotides. RefSeq lists its product as uncharacterized. NCBI's taxonomy places the organism in Eukaryota, Viridiplantae, Streptophyta, Magnoliopsida, Ranunculales, Papaveraceae. The record is from RefSeq and is a predicted model, not a curated record. The transcript is spliced from 5 exons. The coding region runs from base 1 to 1380 and encodes 459 amino acids.